AUGGAUAGUAUUUUUGAUAUCAUUAUUGGCCUUUCUUUGGAGAUAAAGGAAAAGAGUAUGUUAUGCGCUUAUUUCUAUAAAAAUUCUCAAGAAAUAAAUGAUGUGAUUUGCGUACUUAAUAAAUUCCCAACGCCUGAGGGAAAAAUCGAAUUUUUGAGAAUAACUUUCUUGUCUUCCGUUAGCAUAUUCUCAAUACCAAAUAAAAAGAAAUUUAGUGUUAACAGUACAAUAAUGCCGUGGGAAUAUAAAAAUGUCUAUUUUGUGGUCCCGGCCGAAACGAACGAAAAAUUUCGAAUUAAUUUGAGGGUGAAUAUGUGUUGUUACACGGUACAGUGCUUCUGGGAAAUCGACGAAAACGUUACGAGCAAUGGAACAGCUGGGAAAAAAAGGAUACAUUUACAUUUAGUCAGCAAUUAUGCCUUUAGCUAUUUAUCUGAAAGUGUUGAUAAAUUUUGGACGAUUGUUGCCAGAAGUAUCAGGAGGCAACUGGCUAAAAAAUAUAAGAUGGAAUUCGGAGAUACUAAAUCUUUUAAAUCUCAUAAUAUUGUUAUGGAAACACUAGACGACAUAAUGGAAUUCUUAUCUAACCUUCAUGUUAUUAAAACCGGACCUUCAAAUGUAAUAAAAUCCGUUAUUGGAAUUGACACAUUCAGCAUCUUAGAUUUGAACGUGUCAGAUCGGUCUCUGUCACCAUUCAAUAUUAACUAUGCAUUUGCAAACCCGAAUUUCACCAAUGAACAAGUAAAACUUAUUUUCAAGGAUUUUAUGAAUGACCGUGAAUUAAAUCGGAUCGUAGAUGAUAUCUACACAUCGAUGAAGGGGUAUGUUAUCUGUGCAGAUGUUUUCAGUGAUUACAUGCCAUGUAUAGUGGUCAAGGAUAAGAUCCUAGACUUCCAUGCCAGCAUUUUUUUAAACAGGCGUGCAGUUGAAGCAAUCGAUGGAGAAUCUUCAUCAUGGAUACUUUACAAAAUCAAUAAUUUGGGAACGGAAAUUUCUAAUUAUUCAACGUUUUCGAGAAUCAUGGACCAUAAUGAACUUGAAUUAGCCAGGUUUCUGGCAUCCGAAGGUGUCUUGAUAUAUGAAGAAGACUUACGAAAUUCAAAAAUAUUUAGGAUCUCUUCUCCAUUAAUAGAUUUAUACUCAUCCGGCAAUUUAUCAUUCCUAAUUUAUACCCAUUAUCUCCACUAA
Molecule: messenger RNA, 1188 nt
Organism: Funneliformis caledonium
Lineage: Eukaryota; Fungi; Glomeromycota; Glomeromycetes; Glomerales; Glomeraceae
Source: the annotation of a GenBank genome assembly